This is a messenger RNA of Papilio machaon (common yellow swallowtail), 3008 nucleotides long. RefSeq names its product fatty acyl-CoA reductase wat. The transcript is spliced from 15 exons. Gene Ontology annotation, cellular component: peroxisome. The record is from RefSeq and is a predicted model, not a curated record. Bases 130 to 1995 code for a protein of 621 amino acids. Gene Ontology annotation, molecular function: alcohol-forming very long-chain fatty acyl-CoA reductase (NADP+) activity. NCBI's taxonomy places the organism in Eukaryota, Metazoa, Arthropoda, Insecta, Lepidoptera, Papilionidae. Gene Ontology annotation, biological process: long-chain fatty-acyl-CoA metabolic process.
UUAAUUAUUUUUCUGUGGACAGUCAACGUUCAGUCGUGGGAAGAAACGGUCGUCGUUUAUAUGUGCAUACAAUCGCUUUUAAUAUCAGUGUUAAUUCCAAGAAAAUUGUAAUAAUAACAGAAUAGUAUAAUGAAUAGCGGCUCUUUGGAAGACUCCUUACUAAUGGGUACGUCGGUGACGCGUGAGAAAAUGGAAAAAUGGUCUGCGGCGCAGGCUAAGGGGGAGAAAAUCGAGAUUGACGUGUAUGGAAAACCGACAGACCAACAGAUAAAGGAGUUAGAAAAUGUCAGGAACCUUAGCAAGGAGCUACAAAACAAUUUACACGAUUUGGAAAAUUCAGUUCGCAACGCUGCCGUGGACAAUGAAGCCAUGACUCCUAGUGCUCCGAUACUAAACUAUUCCGAGGAUCAUGAGUUUGUUUCCGCCAACAAACUGGACGAUUACUACGCAGAGGAAGACAGAGCGGACGCGUUAGAAGAAGAGAAGAGGAAACUAACUAAGGGUAAAGCGGCGAUGACCGAUAUACAAAACUUUUAUAAAGAUCAGUGUGUGUUUUUGACUGGUGGUACUGGAUUUUUGGGCAAAGUUUUAAUAGAAAAAUUGCUACGUUCAUGUAAAGAUGUAGAGACAAUUUAUGUAUUGAUUAGAGCGAAAAAGGGCAAAGAUGCUGUAACUCGUCUACAUACCCUUCUCGACGAUUUUCUAUUUCAACGUGCUCAUGAAGAAAAUCCGAAAGGUAUACAUAAAUUGGUCCCAAUCGUUGGUGACAUGGAACUACCCGGUCUUGGACUUUCUGAUGAAGAUAGAAAGACGCUUACUACCAAGGUUUCUAUAAUAAUAAAUUCGGCAGCCACCGUAAAGUUUGACGAAAAACUGUCGAUAUCCACCGGUAUCAACGUCAGAGGUACUAAGGAAGUACUCAAACUCGGUAAAGAAUGUCGGAACCUAAAGGCGAUUACACAUGUGUCGACUGCUUUCUCCAACACAUACCUCAAACAUAUAGAGGAAAAGUUCUAUGACCCUCCAAUGUCGGUAGAGGCGUUAGAAGCCGUAUCUCAAUUGGACGAAGGAUUAAUAGAAAAAAUUUUACCGACACUCCUAGGCAAAUAUCCAAAUACGUAUUGUUUUACGAAGGCAAUAGCUGAGGAAGCGGUACGAAAAUACGGAGAGGGAAUGCCGAUAUGCAUUGUCCGACCAUCUAUAAUUAUAUCAACGUACGAAGAACCAGUACGUGGCUGGACGGAUAGCAUAUAUGGACCGACAGGUCUUAUUAUUGGGAUUGGUACUGGGGUCCUACGUACAAUGUAUAUAGACAAGAAUAAAGUAGCGGAUAUGGUGCCCGUUGAUAUGGCCGUCAACGCCAUACUGGCCUCUGCUUGCAACACAGCUAAACAUUUUAAAGAAAAUCAAACUUCUGACAUACCAAUUUAUAACUUCGUAUCAGGAGCACAGAAUCCAUUAAAAUGGAAAACUUUUAUAGAUCUGAACAUGAAACAUGGGCUGGACAAACCGACUAUGAAAGCUGUUUGGUACUACGGACUGAAUCUCACAAGUAAUUACUACAUGUUUCUUUUCUACAAUUUCUUCUUGCAUUAUCUUCCGGCGCUGUUUUUGGACUUAUACAGUCUUUUCACAUGUCGGCGGAGAGUAAUGUUAAAAUUGUACCAGAGAGUGAUGAAGAUGGCCAACAUACUGUUCUACUUCUCAAUGCAAGACUGGCGCUUCAGUGACGACAACGUACGAGACAUGUGGCGUUCUCUCUCUCCCUCUGAUAGAGUCGUCUUCCCCUUCAGCAUGGCGGACAUGUCUUGGGAUUACAUGACAGAGACGUUUUUACUAGGACUUCGAGUUUAUCUAGUAAAGGACGACGUCUCAACUUUACCUGAAGCGAGGAAAAGGUGGAACAGGUUAUACUACAUGCAUCAGCUUUUGAAACUGGGCACACUAUGCCUGGUUCUCUAUUUAGGGUAUUUAUUAGUAAGACUUUUCUUUUAGCUUAUUAAAAUAAAUAUUGUGGUUCUGUAUUUAGUCUAAAUAGUAAAUAUAAUAUAAGAAAUAUCACGAGGGAUGGACUUUUCUGGCUUUGUAAAUGGGUCAAGUCUAGAUUAAAGUACAAUCUUAUUCGCGAAAAUAAUUAUAAUUAUAAUUUUUGAUUAUUAAGAUUUAAGGAAUUGGUGUAAAGUUCGAUAUUUUCUUUAUUUUGUCAAAGCAAGGCAUUGAUAUACAACCUAAAGAUAGAAUGUUUAAACUUGUUUGACGUCUUAUCGAGAGUCGCUUUUCGAAACGUAAUUUUGUAUUAUUGUAAAUGACAACACUGAGGAAAUUUACCCCAAGGAAAGAUCUCUGGAGGCCCUUAAUUCGCCUCACUUUUAUGUUCUGGAGUAGGUAUAUAUGCCAAAAAAAUAAAUACAGAAAUUAAUAAUUAGUCAACCAUAGUAGCAUAUUAUAACUAUUAUAAGAAAAAAUAUUUUGCCAACAUAAUAUUAUGUAAGUUGUAUUUUACCACCUACCUCAAAUUUCGACUUUCUACUUUUUUGAAGUGAAACAUUAAGGGAAAUAUGAGUGAAAUUAAUUAUCUCGCUAAGCUAAAAUGUACUAUUAUUCCAAUCAAAAAGAAUAUAAGGACGUAUCAAGAACUAGUUUUUAUUUGGACGUCGAUAAAAAUGCCUUUAUUUGUUUUAAUUAAUUGCUGAGUUGUGAUGAACUCCCGGCUCCAAAGUAGGGUUGGCGACAGGCUGGUGGCUGGCCGUAAGAAAUUCAGCCAAGAUAUGGUUUAUAAAAGGCUGUGCGCCCACCCCACAUGAACGGGAAAGGCCAAGGACAUGAAGACAAGAUGAACUUCAAGGAGAUUAGACCCACAAAAAUGUUAAAGAAUUAUAUUUACUAAUAUUUACUCCAACCAGGUAUUGAAAAUAUUUGGUGUAGGGUUAUGUUGAUUACUGACAACCCAUAAAAUGGAAACUGGAAUAAAAUAUAAACAUUACACAUAUAGUGUAAGUGAAUAUUCU